This is a messenger RNA of Fusarium pseudograminearum CS3096, 1062 nucleotides long. RefSeq lists its product as uncharacterized. The record is from RefSeq and is a predicted model, not a curated record. Gene Ontology annotation, biological process: secondary metabolite biosynthetic process. NCBI's taxonomy places the organism in Eukaryota, Fungi, Ascomycota, Sordariomycetes, Hypocreales, Nectriaceae. The coding region runs from base 1 to 1062 and encodes 353 amino acids. The transcript has 3 exons.
AUGAGCAAAGAACCAAGACUCAAAAUCGCCAUCAUUGGGGGCGGGCCAGGCGGCCUUGGGGCUGCCAUAGAAUUUGCAAAGCUUCCUUUUGUCGACUGGGAUUUAUACGAGAAGAGUUCACUGGUCAGCGAGAUAGGUGGUGGCUUUACGAUACAACCACAAACAUGGAGAUUGCUCGAGCAUAACGGCGCAGCUGACAACAUUCGUUCUGAGGACUACUUUAGGCCUGAACAAGGACAGAUCGAGCAAAGACGGAACGGGAGAACCGGAGAAUUGCUGAUUGAGAAGUGCCACGAACAUGAUUGCAUCCGUCAGUUCUGUUUUCCCAAUCACACUCUUCAUUACAACGGACAAUCUGUGUACCGUACAAUUGUCAGUAAAGCCAAAAUUGCCAAAAUUAAAGGAAUCCCAUGGGCCCCAGUCUUCUGGAAGCAUGUCAGCGGCUUGUAUGUCUUUACGUGUCCCCUCGGGGGAGAUGAUUUUGAAGUCACUGCGCGCAUGCGGAAACAGAACGAAGACUCAGAACCGGUAAGCUGGGGUCGGACAUUCGAUUUCCACGCCCUUCUUCCAGAAUAUCAUGACUUUUGUCGUCCUGUGCGGCAGAUAUUGGGCCUUGCUGCUGGAGGAGAUACGCAGGAGUUUGCCCUAUUCUCUGGAAAUCAUUUAAGCCAUGUUAUAUCGGGCAACAAUAUCGCUACGAUAGGGGAUGCAUCUCACGCCCUUUUGGGAAACUUUGGGUCAGGUGCUGGAUUUGCUUUGGAGGAUGCAUGCACGCUGGCCCGUGCUAUCAAAUGGGCCUGGCUCGGCGGAAAGACGCUCAAAGCUGGUUUAGAGCUAUUUGACUCUGUGAGAUCUCCGCACUACCGGCGUCUUCAUAACCUUGUGAGCAGGUUUGCGGAGAUCAAGGCCGAGCUUCGUGCGAAAAGCUUGACACUCGACGACGAAAUUGCUGAGCGUGUGAAGAGGAUUUCAAAAGCUUCAGAGUCGUGGAUGUACGAUUAUGAGAUUGACAAGGUGGUUGACGAGGCCCUUGAGGCAGCAGAUAUGGGGAUGGGUCAGUAA